Molecule: messenger RNA, 1044 nt
Organism: Penicillium digitatum Pd1
Lineage: Eukaryota; Fungi; Ascomycota; Eurotiomycetes; Eurotiales; Aspergillaceae
Product: isopenicillin N synthase family dioxygenase
Molecular function (GO): 2-oxoglutarate-dependent dioxygenase activity
Source: RefSeq, a predicted model, not a curated record
AUGACCGAAUUAAUGACUGAGAACUGGCAGCUCGCUGAUUGUAAUCACCUUCCGAUUAUCGAUCUUUCAACUUUGGAUAGUCCUAAUGUGAAUGAGCGACAGAAACUUGCUCAAUCACUCUGUGAUGCUUGCACUCAGGUUGGUUUCUUUUACAUCAAGAACCACGGGAUUCCAGAGGACAAAAUCAAUGGCAUACACUGCUUCGCCAAGCGGCUCUUCGAUCUCCCCGAGGAGCAAAAGAUGAAGUUCUACAUUGGAAACUCCCCCAAAUUCCGCGGCUACAGUCCCCUUGGUGGUGAGAAAUCCAUAGGGACAGACGAUGCUCCUAUUGCCGAAGAAGACGCAGUCAGUGCCCUUUCCGAAGCAUUUGAUAUCGGAUACGAAACUGCAAUGGAUCCUCAAAAGCUGAAGGAUGAUCCGCUUCCUCUUGAUCCGUAUGAUUUGUACGGAGAUAAUCAAUGGCCUGGCCAAGAAAUCCUUCCAAAUUUCACAGAGACCUACAUCGAAUAUUGUGCCAUGAUGCUAGAGCUCUGUCGAAAGCUGAUGAGAAUGUUCGCUCUGGCUUUGGGUUUGCCAGAGGAGUAUUUUGAUUCCAUGACUCAGAACCCAGGUGUCACUUCGAGGAUGAUGCAUUACCCACCUCAGCCGUUAAAGGAAGAGGUUCGUGAAGGGCUUGGGGCUCAUACGGAUUUCGAAUGUUUCACUAUUCUCUCCCAGGGCAGUGUGCCGGGCCUGCAGCUCAUGAGUCGCAGCGGCGAGUGGAUAUUGGCACCAUCAUUGCCGGGGACAUUGGUCGUCAACAUUGCAGAUUGUCUGUCGAUUUGGACGAAUCAAAAGUUCAAGUCGACUGUUCAUCGUGUCACGAACUUGACCGGACAAGAACGUUAUUCCAUUCCUUUCUUCUUCGGAGUUGACUAUGAUACCACAGUAUCAGUUCUGCCAAAUCAUAUCUCAGACGAUAGACCUGCUUGUAAAGAGCCCUUCAAAGCAGGCGAGUGGGUUCGCGAACAACUAUCAAAGGCGUACAUUGGUCAUGAUGGCUAG